Dermacentor albipictus is the source of this 1626-nucleotide messenger RNA. RefSeq lists its product as uncharacterized. NCBI's taxonomy places the organism in Eukaryota, Metazoa, Arthropoda, Arachnida, Ixodida, Ixodidae. The record is from RefSeq and is a predicted model, not a curated record.
CGAGGCUCGAUCGCUGGCUGCGUUUACGGAUGUACGGUCGGGUUCUGCGCUGCACGCUCUGCUCGCGGUAGUCAUUCGACGUCGGCCAUCAGAACCUGGCGGCCCGAACCAGUGCUCCCGAAGCUUCGCCUCGCCAUCCUCGCCAUCCAACAUGACGGCAAACAUCCCGGAACUGUUCGCCGACGUCACGAUACAGCAGAAACCCGAUGUCCCUGGAAACCCAACAGAAGGAGCUGAUUCCCAGAACUGUUCGAUGCUGGCUAUUCCAGAGACGAUGGCUGACAACGGCAAAGCCCAGUCAUCGGACAGCACCAAGAUUUUCGACACGAAAGAGCACGAGGCAAGUGUAUCCAUAGUUGCAGAGCAUGAAUCCAACACCAUUGCUGAGGAUGCAGUCAUCGCCAACGAUGAGCCAGAGCGAAAGGGCCUCACAGAGUCAGAUGUGGUCGAUAUCGCGAGGCAGCUGGCAGAAACGCUGCAGGAAAAGGGCCAGCACGUGGAGGCUAAUGACGACGGGCCUCAGCUGACGCGUGUCCGCUCGCGGAGCAGCAGCACCUACGAGUCUACCGUCGAUGGAGCGGACGUGCAGCAAGAAGAGCGAAGAAUGAAGGAUGGCUGGAGCCAGGUUUCGUCCCCACCUCGUUGUAUGUCACGAGCUCUGCAGGCGGUGCAGAAAAUGUGCGAUGCCGAGGUCCAGACCCAAGGAUGGGACCCUGCCCUGUUCAAUGAGUUGAUGUCAACGGUGCAGAAGCACGACGCAGAGGUUGCGGAGCUCAAAGGGAAGCUGGAAAGUCUCCGGGAGAGCCAUGCCACCGAGGUUCGCGAGCUCCGAAACAAGAUCGGCAAGCUACUCCAGACGCCUCCAACAGAACCAACGCGGAGCGCGGCGGAAGAGAAGAACUGCGCCGCCGAGAAAGAGAAGCCCACCGGCACGAAUGGGCAAGACACCCUAGUGAGCUUGCGACCGCCGCAGCCGCAGCCAUCGACACAACUACGUCAGCGCGAUCCGCUGCCACUUCCCAGGCCCGAGCCGAAAGAACGAUCGCUUCCUGUUGAUCCAAGUCCCGGCCCACUACCUCCGCCUGACAGAGUGCACUGCAGGAGGCACGCAACGCCGCCGCCGGUGUCAGACUUCCCUAAACUUCCUGGCAGUAAGAGAGAGGUUGCAGCUCCAUGCUCACACGUAGAGUCCGUGCAUUCCAGUGAGGAAGAAUCGCCUAGGAAGAAGAAGAUGGAAAGGCAAAUUUUGAAGAUAGUGCGGAUGGUGCAGAAGAAGCGGCCUGAUUGCACUGAGGAGGAGAUUCGCAAGCUGGUGGACCAUAUGCGCCGGUCGCAAGGCGGUUUCUCCUGCACGACGUUUAAUGACAUCGUGGCCCUGUUGCUGCGUAACCUGAAAGCACUACCUCAAGAAUAGCCUUUAAAACAUCUGAAGACCCCGCGAAAAAAACUCUGCAAGCUACAAAUACCUGGGGGCACGUGAAGCUGGGUGCAUUCUUUUUCUUUCUCCUUUCUUCUUCAAAUUCAAUUUUUUUAUAUCACUGUUUAAAAGUAGUGUUUUCUUCAUUCUCGUGAUUUUUUUUUUUACCUUUUGCUUUGUUAUUCCUGUAAUAAAUGUUUGAAACCCGA